This is a messenger RNA of Saprolegnia parasitica CBS 223.65, 1125 nucleotides long. RefSeq lists its product as hypothetical. Gene Ontology annotation, biological process: transmembrane transport. The record is from RefSeq and is a predicted model, not a curated record. Gene Ontology annotation, cellular component: membrane. The transcript has 5 exons. Gene Ontology annotation, molecular function: ATP binding; ATPase-coupled transmembrane transporter activity. Lineage: Eukaryota; Oomycota; Saprolegniomycetes; Saprolegniales; Saprolegniaceae. The coding region runs from base 1 to 1125 and encodes 374 amino acids.
AUGCUCGGCCGCUCGAGUUGGACGACCUCGUCCGCCUCAACCCCGCCGACCGCCGCCAGUAUCUUCUAUACGCAGUGGACGCGUGAGCAGUCGUCAUCCAAACUCUAUCGCGCGUUUGCCCGUGGGUACGCGCGGCCAAUCGUUCUUGCGGGUGUCCUCAAGGUCGUCUAUCUCGCGCUCCAGUUCAUCAGGCCCCUCUUGGUAAAGCACCUCGUUAUAUACCUCGGCGCGCCAUCAAAGUCGCUCUCCAUUGGCUUGCAUUACACGCUCGCCGUGUUGACCUCGGGCAGUCUGGAAUCGCUGGCGCUUCGGCACAACUAUUUUGGCUGCUACAAGGGCGGGCUGCGGCUCCGGUCAGCCGUCGUCAUGGCGAUCGCCGUCACGUGCGUCUUCAUGUGCAACGAGCUCGGUCUUGCGUUCUUUGGCGGCGUCGGCGUUCUCUGCCUGCUCGUCCCGACGACGUGGGUGCUGACGAAUAUCAUGCGCGUCUACGUCAGUCUCCACAUUGUAUCGAGCAUCGCGUACCUCGACGUUUGCAACGGUCUUGUCCACGCCCCAAGGACCUUUUUUGACACGACGCCGCUCGGCCGCAUUCUCAACUGUCUCUCGAAAGACGUCUACGUUCUCGACGAGCAGCUUCCAAAGAGCAUUCACAACGUCGUCGGCACGACCCGCGUUUACGUCGGGCCGAGCUGUGCGCUCCAGCGCCUCGACACGCCUCCAUGCGUUUUUGAUGAAACGCUCGACGGUUUCGUGUCGAUGCGCGCAUACCACAUUGAAGACAUCUGGCGUGCGUCGCACGCGCGCCUUGUGGACCGCAACCAGCGCGCGCACUUUCUCAGCGUCAGUACGACGAGCUGGGAUGAGUUCCGGCGUUUGCAGGCCGGCGUCGCGCUCUCGUACUGCCCAUCGAUCCCAAUCCAUUGGCUCGUGCCAACGUACAUGGAGCUUCAACUGCACAUGAGUGUUUCCGUCGAGCGCCUCGAUGCCAAUGCCGCACUCGACAAUCAAGACAACGUCGACAGCAACGACCCAGCCACAGUGGCCGCAGACCACCUUGACUUUGAGAGCGUCCAUCUGCACUCCGCCCGGGCCUUGCAUGCGUCCACCACGACCUCUGCUUGA